AUGGCGCCUGUGAUGUAUGACAAGUCGCCCUUCUUUUCCAUGGAAGAAGUGGCCAAACACAACAAGAAUGAUGAUGGAUGGAUUGCAGUCGGUGGUUGUGUCUUUGACAUCACCGAGUUCGUGAAGACCCACCCUGGGUGGUCCAUUGCUGGGCAGACGUCGACCAUUAUCGCCAUUUGCCGUUGCCUGGGCACAGACUGCACAGAGGAAUGGGAGGCCAUCCACAGCCGCAAGGCCAAGGCGCAGUCGGUGGACUAUUUCAUUGGUCGCCUGGAGGGAGCCGAUGACCAAAGUCCUGCGGCGCAGCGGCAGAAGUCCUUAGGCGCCGGCUGCGUGUUGGUGAGGAUGGAAGGACCUCAGAUGGAAGAUUACGCUUCCUUCAAGCUGGACCCCAGCAGUGCUACCUUGGCGAAGCUGAGGAAGUUGCUACGCAUGGUCUUCCAGAGCCGUUUGCAUGUAGCCGUCGCGGCAGAAGCAAUCCGCAUCCUUGUCGAUGGACGGCCGUGCCAAGAAGAAAGCAAAACAUUGAGUGAACUGGGCAUUAGUUUGGGACAAGUAGAGAAACUUUGCGCGACACUGCUGAAUGCAUCGCCUGUGUAG
Molecule: messenger RNA, 600 nt
Organism: Symbiodinium sp. CCMP2456
Lineage: Eukaryota; Dinophyceae; Suessiales; Symbiodiniaceae
Source: the annotation of a GenBank genome assembly